Molecule: messenger RNA, 1041 nt
Organism: Helicoverpa zea (corn earworm)
Lineage: Eukaryota; Metazoa; Arthropoda; Insecta; Lepidoptera; Noctuidae
Product: E3 ubiquitin ligase rnf-5-like
Exons: 2
Coding region: 337-708 (123 amino acids)
Source: RefSeq, a predicted model, not a curated record
GGGGGAAAAGUAUUAUACCAUUUGGAUACCUAACGACUACUCGCGGAUAGGGUAAAAAUAAGGGUUUAAGGAAUUUGGUGGUGCCUUGGAAAGAAGGAAGCAUCGUUCUCACGAUCUCCAGGUUUCAAUUUCAAUUUUUAGGCUAUCUAUAACCGUUUAAAUAAUCUAUUGGAUGCAGUGCCUAAUAUUUUAUUUCAUGAAAGACCUUUCACAUGACAAACUUAUUUUUGAACAGGUAUAGGAGAAAUAGUUUUUUUUUAUCACAUUAGUGUCAGAUGUUAUGUCAAAAUAAUGUCUGACAAAUCAAAUUAUUUGUAAAAUGAUUGUACAAUAUCGAUGAAAAUUUAUCUUACCUAUAAGGAAACAGAAUUUCAUUACACGGGAAUGACGCCUGGAGUACCUGAACCAAAGGUGAAAAUAGUAAAGGAGAAAAAGACUAAGAAACCAAAACCAAAAGCUAAGGCUAAACGUAAACAACUCCUGAGAAUUCGAUGUCCAAUAUGCUUUAAUAACUUGGGCAAAGAAUCAGUUGUUUCAACAAAGUGCGGCCACGUGUUUUGUAGAAAUUGUCUGCAGAAGGCGUUGAUACUAAAGCCAGUAUGUCCUACAUGUCGAAGAAAGUUGACAGGCUAUCAAGGAUAUCAUGCUCUAUACUUGGACGACAAUGUAUGUGAUGAGCUUGUGGAAGAAAUUACCAUCAAACCAUAGUGUCGAUUCGAACAGCUUUUAUUUGUGCGUGAAUUAACAAAUUAAUAUGCGAAUCAUUUUAGGUUUGUAAUAAUUUAUGUGUCCUGUUCUGUUCUCGUUCAAUUUAUCAAUGAAAGUCACUACAGUUUUCAUUAAUAAGAAAUAAACCCAAUUUAUAUAAGGUAUUUUUUAUUCCAUUCUUCAUUUUGGAUAUCAUUAGGCCCAGCGCUCACCGUUGGUAGCACGGCAGGCGGAGCGCAUUUGAAAACAACCAUUUAAUAUAACCCUUAACUACCUUGACGUACGGUCUACAAAAUAAUAAAUUCGCAUGAGCCGCUUGGGCGCGCAUGAAAG